AUGCUUCUUCGAUUUUCCCUGCUAUUUUUAUUCUGUAUUUCUGGAAUUUCAAAUGCUCCGAACCCAAAUUGCUCAUCAAAUUCCUUUUGCUAUAAUCCAACGGAUUCCCAAAAAAUCACACUAACAAAAGUUGGAGAAAAUUUGAAGCUGAAAUUAUUUGAUGAAAAAUCUGAAAUUCAAAAAAUUCAGUUGAUUCAGAAAAAUGGAAAAUCAGUAGAAAUCGGUUGCUCAGCAGAAUCGGGAAAUUCGAAAAAUGAGGGAAAUGGAGCGAAAUCUUGUGAAGUCGAUCUGAAAGCGGAUCAGUUUGAAAAGAAUCUCCCCCUCUCCAUUCAUCUCUCCGAUUCCCAAUUUUCCGAUUCCUUUUCCCUGGAUUCUCUGGUCCCACCACUUCAACAAGGACUCACAAAGGACCAAAGAAGAAGUUUUUCGAAAGCUCAUGCUAUUUUAAUGAUCUUCGGAUGGCUUCUUUUUGUCCCAACCGGAUUUUUAUUUGCCCGAAUUGGAAAGGAUCUCUUCAAAGAUGAACUCUGGUUUGGAACGGCUGUCUGGUUCCAGGUCCACCGUGCUGCGAAUUUCAUGGGUGUUGUGUGCAUUUGUACUUCAAUGUUGUGCAUUUUCAUUUCCCAGCAAUGGACGUGGAAGGGAACUGGAUCAAAAUCCAAGUACUGGACUGAAGUACACACAGAUCUGGGUGUGAUUUCAUCGGUUCUAGCGGUGGCUCAGCCGAUCAAUAGUUUGUUCAGAUGCGGACCAACCCAUUCCCGUCGUAUCAUCUUUAACUGGGCCCAUCGUAUCACUGGAAUCGUCGCUUAUACCCUUGCUCUCACCGCCAUCAUUAUUGCCGCCGUUCAAUUCAAGCGCAUCUGGAAUGAGCCACUAUUGGAGCUGGUGCUCGUUUGUUUGCCGAUUGUUAUUUGCUUGGUGGUCACAAUUGUUUUUACCCUUUUGGAAAGUGAUCGAUUCAGGGACAAGGCUGCGUUUGGGGACUCCAUGGAAGAUGCACUGAUAACUGUCACCGAUGAGGACUCAAAACCCAUUCGGAAGCCCCACAUCCUCAAGCUUCCAGCAGUUUUCUGGGCGGUCGGAGUGUUCUUCUGCAUUGCUGUCGCACUUUCUCUUCUCGUUGUUAAUGGAUAUAAAAAUUGA
This is a messenger RNA of Caenorhabditis briggsae, 1146 nucleotides long. The record is from RefSeq and is a predicted model, not a curated record. NCBI's taxonomy places the organism in Eukaryota, Metazoa, Nematoda, Chromadorea, Rhabditida, Rhabditidae. Bases 1 to 1146 code for a protein of 381 amino acids. Gene Ontology annotation, molecular function: oxidoreductase activity, acting on metal ions. The transcript has 7 exons.